GGAGACUGUGAAUUAGGCUAUGUAACUGGUGCGAUCCGGUUGGCAGCUGGUUCUAUCUGGUUUGCAUCUGGUACAAACCGGUUUGCAUCUGACGCGUUCUGGAUCCGCGGCAGUGUUAGCAGUUGUAUGCGCUAUCCUUGGUUUUAGCAUCUAAACAGGCCAGUAAUAUGCCAUGCAUCCUAAACAGAGUGUCGACAUCAGAAACGGUACGUAGUUGGUAAUCAAUCGCUUGACCGUGAUUGAUAAUGCGUGUAUCAGAGACGAAGCUAAUUCCGGAGACAAGGAUGGCGUGGGUCCGGACAGGUAAAGCUGGUCAACGAAUCGCUGGAUUGCCGGGAGAACCGAGUCGAAUAACAAACCAUAUCUCAACAAGAAAGGACAAGAUCAACACGCGCUGACUGCAAGUGCAUAAAUUUCGAAAUACAUGCACAAUUAGCGUUUUGCAGAUAACGUGUAUUUAAAGAGAGUCACUAUCUGGCCCGGCAAGCCAGUGCGUAUCGAUCGUGCGACGGAUGUGCGAUAGGUCACUGAUUUUUUCUCCGUGGUGCGGCGUACUGCCUCGAAACGCGUGAACAGUGUACGAUUGAGCAUGGCAGCGCCAACAAGCUACGACUCGGCUUCCUCUCCGUCCAGGCUCUCCGCGGACGUCGUGAUUCAUACUACGGAGAUGCACACCGGCGGAGAGCCGCUGCGCAUCAUCGAUAGCGGCUACCCGACCCUAGUCGGUGACACCAUCCUCGAUAAGCUUCGAGACGCCCGCCAGAAUUACGAUCAGUUUCGCACAUUUUUUAUGAGCGAGCCUCGAGGACACCGUGACAUGUACGGUGCCAUUUUGGUCGAGCCGGACGCGCCUGGAGCAGAUCUUGCAGUCUUGUUCACCCAAAACGAGGGCUACGGCACGAUGUGCGGACAUGCCGUUAUCGCGUUGUCCAGAUACGCGGUUGAUAGAGGAAUCGUGAAGCCAAUGACGCCAGAAACACAGGUAAACAUUCAAUGUCCGUGUGGCAUGGUGCGGGCUUACGUCUCGUGUGAUGAGAAUGGUAAAACCGGAGCCGUGCGAUUCCAUAGUGUCCCCGCCUUUCUUUUUGCAGAAGAUAUCGAAGUGGAUGUCGAAGGACUCGGCAAACUCCGUGUCGACAUCAGCUACGGCGGUGCCUUUUAUGCGUUCCUAGAUGCUGCUAAGAUAGGACUGGAUGUAAGAACAUCGAAAGCUCGAGAUAUUGUUGCUGCCGGGGCCCAAAUAACAGGUGCUCUUAAAGCUAAAAUAAAGCUUCAUCAUCCAGACAGUAAUGACUUAGCAUUCCUGUCCGGAACCAUCUUAACAGAUGGAAAUGAUCCAUUCCCCAAUAAACCGGCGGCCCAAGUCCUGGUGUUUGCAGACAGUCAGCUUGACCGAUGUCCAUGUGGCUCUGGCGUGACAGCUCGAGUUGCUCUGCAAUACAAGAAGGGUUUUAUGCACCUGGGACAACGCCGCAUAUAUGAGUCAGGCACCACUAAAACCAAGUUUACAGGAACGGCAAUUGCAGAGACAACGGCAGGGGAGGUCGAUGCAGUGGUAGUGGAAGUGCGUGGAAGAGCGCAUUACUGUGGCUCCAAUGUCUUUACCUUAGAGGAAGACGAUAUUCUGAAAGCGGGAUUCCUGCUGCAUUAAUGGGAAACAAUUAAUCUGUCUUAAAUCAUAGACAUGAUCAUUUAUAGUGUCUUAGAAGCAAUACUACGAUGGAUAAUUAUUAUGUAAAGUGUCAAAUGUAAAAUAAUGAUAUAACAAUGUAUAAAUUAAGAUGAUUUUAAAUUAUAAAAAAUAAUAAUUCCA
Priapulus caudatus is the source of this 1813-nucleotide messenger RNA. Its product is annotated as trans-L-3-hydroxyproline dehydratase-like. The transcript is spliced from 7 exons. NCBI's taxonomy places the organism in Eukaryota, Metazoa, Priapulida, Priapulimorpha, Priapulimorphida, Priapulidae. The coding region runs from base 590 to 1651 and encodes 353 amino acids. Gene Ontology annotation, molecular function: hydro-lyase activity. The record is from RefSeq and is a predicted model, not a curated record.